Molecule: messenger RNA, 887 nt
Organism: Bradysia coprophila
Lineage: Eukaryota; Metazoa; Arthropoda; Insecta; Diptera; Sciaridae
Source: RefSeq, a predicted model, not a curated record
AACCUUUAAAUACAUUCUGAGGUAGCCGAUCAUAAACAUACUGUACGUCAUGUCGAAACUGAUCGCUUUAUAUCUCCUUGUGUGCUGUUGGGUGUGCAUAACAUCACUUGUGUCUGCAAAUGCUGUAAGUGGACCAAAUUGUGCAGAGCCACAAUCGCCAAUGAUGAACUGGCUUGGAGACUUCGCUAAUAAAUAUAAGCAGAUUUAUAUGUGUAACCAUAAAACUGAUUCAAGAGCCAUAAAGGAUGACGAAGGACGAUGGUAUGCCAGCUAUAGAGCCAACACAAAUCUUAGUAGCGAGAAAGAAGCAGACCAACUGUGUGAGUGCAUGAAAAAAUUCUUGUUGCAAGAGAAAGGAUGGUCGCAAGGCUCGGUAGCUGUAUGCAAAUUGGAAUGUACGUCGCUAACAGUGUUCGUUAUUGGUGCACGAAAUGCCGAUUUUAUCGACCUGAAACCCGUAACCCAGACAUGCGAACCAGUUAAAAUUUUGGGAACGGCAUUGGAACACUAUUCGGAUGCGCAAUUGGGCGGAAUAAAUUGUAUAUCCACAAUUGGUCGCACAAACACUGGACAGUUUACCAUAACGGCCGAGUGCGAAAAUGAUCCAAAACUGCAGGAGACAUGUGAAAUUAUGUUCGAAUAUUUGAAUGCAGGUGGAUGGUUGACUGAUACCACCACACAUGCAUGUACCGUGAAGAACAAUAAACUUCAAUUGGAAAUAGUCGAGAAAACGGUUAUGGGAUACUGCUAUUAAAGACUGUAGUGUGUUCAACAUGUGAAAUGUAAAAUCAGUAGAAUUCUUCCUUAAAGAAACGAUUUCAAUAGACUCAACAUUUUUGUAAACUUCUCAUGGAAUAAAUGGAAUUAUAAGCAUAUUAUGUUAGCUA